Molecule: messenger RNA, 1584 nt
Organism: Ogataea angusta
Lineage: Eukaryota; Fungi; Ascomycota; Pichiomycetes; Pichiales; Pichiaceae
Exons: 1
Coding region: 1-1584 (527 amino acids)
Biological process (GO): ergosterol metabolic process
Cellular component (GO): endoplasmic reticulum membrane
Molecular function (GO): ergosterol O-acyltransferase activity
Source: RefSeq, a predicted model, not a curated record
AUGCAGCCGGAAGAGAUCAGACCUGUUGAGUUAAAAAGACCGGAGUCCACGGAAUCCAGCAUGAAUGCACGGCUCAAGAUUAUAGACAAGAACUCAGGAAACAAGCGGCGUUCCAUCCUGGAGGAUGAUGAGUAUGAGGGGGACAGUGCCAGUGAGAUGAAGCAAUUGGAUCCAAGACCUUCCACAACAGCAGUUACUCGGGCUCUACCAGACACUGCCUUCAGAUUUCGAAGAGAUGGAUCUUUUAGGUCAAAGUGGGAUGACCUCACUUUCAGACCAAGACAGUCAAUAUUCGAUCAAGAGGUGAAGUUUGGCGCCAAGUUCUACGGUCUCUUUGUUGCCUUCUGGUUUUGUGUUUUUUUUGGUGGGCUCAACGUUGUAUUCAACUACCAUGUCAAAUUUGGACUUCUUGCCAACUCCAGAAUCAUUAGUAUUAUGUCAGAUAAUCUCUUGGGUGUUGCCUUAGUGGAUUUGCUGAUGUACUUAAUGAUGUACGUUCCUGUUUUCAUUCAGAUGCUGGUGAAAAGGAACAAGAUUAGUUGGAAUAGACUCGGUUGGGUGAUACAAUCAAUAUACGAGAUUUUCUUUUUGAUAUUCUUCCUAUACUUGGCAGAGUACCUCAAUUUUCCAUGGAUUGCCAAAAUCUUCUUACUGUUGCACUCAUUGGUACAGCUGAUGAAAAUACAUUCGUAUGCAUUCUUCAAUGGGUAUCUUUGGUCAAUCAAGGAUGAACUACAGUACUCUGAAGGAUAUCUGAAAAAGCACGAUGAUGACCUGGCUGAUGAAAUCAGAAUUCCCUUGACUAAAUCCGUGGAGUUCUGCAAGUUUGAAUUAAAAGCACAGUCCUCCGAACAACCAUUUCCAAAGAACAUAACACUCAGAAAUUUCUUCUUGUACACCAUGUAUCCUACAUUGGUGUAUCAAAUCGAUUACCCAAGAACUCAACGGAUAAGAAAAGGAUAUCUCUUUACCAAAAUUGCAGGUAUAUUCGGUGUUAUUUUCUUGAUGAUCACUAUAUCCGAAACAUAUUUAUACCCGAUGGUGGUCAAAUGCCUUGAACUAAGAGAAACACAGUCAAUUUACUACAGAAUGAAGAUGUACCCGAUGAUCAUUAUCGAGUUCAUACCACCUUUCCUGGGCGUCUAUUUAUUAGUGUUCUAUCUCAUUUGGGAGCUUAUUCUAAACGCUAUUGCAGAAUUGUCUUACUUUGCUGAUAGGGAAUUUUAUGGCUACUGGUGGAACUCUGUCGAUUGGAAUGCAUAUGCUAGGGACUGGAAUAUUGUUGUGCACAAGUUUCUUCUCAGGCAUGUGUAUCAUUCUUCUAUCAGUGCUCUUCAAUUGAAUAAAACGGGAGCGACAAUCUUUACCUUCUUGCUCAGCUCGGUUGUCCAUGAACUUGCGAUGUUUGUUAUAUUCAAGCGUCUAAGGGGCUAUCUACUCAUGCUGCAAAUGAGUCAGCUACCUUUGGUGCAAUUAAGCAAAACCAAGUUGAUGAGGGAUAGAAAGGUUCUAGGCAAUUGCAUCUUCUGGUUCGGUAUCGUUUUGGGUCCAAGUCUUAUGUGCACGAUGUACUUGGUGUUCUAG